CUCUUUUACAAGUUCUGUUCAUAUUCAGACGUGUUUUCUUCUUCUAUUUAUCUACCAUUUCCCCAUAGUUAGAUCCUGAAACACCAUCUCAGCGAAUCAAACCAAUAAGAAUACGAGGAUCAACAUGAUGCGCUCCGUGAUCCCCCUGAUUGUCUCGCUUGGCUCGCUGGCUGCAGCCAUCAACAUCACCAGUCCUGCAGCCAACACCACCUACGCAGCCGGGUCCACCGUGACCGUCAAGUGGACCAGCGUCGAUACUGAUCCCUCCAGCUUCAGCCUCUACCUCUGGAACUUUGUCUCCUGGCCUCCGACUUAUGUUCCGCUGGCCCUUGACAUCCCAACAGAAGAUCUGUCCCACUCGGUCCAGAUCCCCUGCGACACCAACCCCGAAUGGGGCUACCAGAUCAGCGGCAUCAACGGCACCAACGUCUACAUCAUCUACGCGCAGGGCGACAAGUUCACCGUCUCCGAGCCCGUCGAGCCCUGCGUCGACCCUGCCCCCGUGCCCACGCCGUCCACCUGCCCCAGCGCUGCGGCGUCUACCGUUUAUGUCACGGUGAGCCCUACCGGUUCCAGCUCCCGUCUUUUCCAUCCAUCUUCCUCCCACGUCUCCUCUUCUCCUUCACCCAGCACCACCACCACUGCAACCUCCAAAUAUGUGAAGCCCGGAAUCGUGCCUAAGACUAUUGGUUGGUGUUCAGACUACUCCCACCCUGUGACCUUGGACAAGGUUCCCACCCCGACAGCGGCGCCGAUGGUGACCCCCGCCCCUGGUGAGGGCAGCGGUGCUCGUGGUCCUCGUGUCAAGACCAUUACUACGACCGUGAGUGUCGAGGCUUGUCCGAUCGAUGCGAUGUGAGGGGAGUCUCUGGUGUGGAGUCCGGUCGAAUGGUGCAGUCAAACUUAAUUUCUUCAUGCCGAUAUAUUUUGUCAAGGUAUUCGGUAUUACUUAUUAGUAAAUAUUGUAGGAGAUAUUUUAUGUAACUACAGUCGAGGCUAUUCUCACUCUAGCUACUUCUAAUCUGCGUAGCCAUCGUAUGCCUCAGCUGCUAGUUUCGUCCAAUUUCUCUACAUAUGCCUUGUGGGAGACAAUAAGGAAGCAUUUGGUCAAUUUCAACAGGGUCCUCGACUCGGGAGGUCCUUCCGAGCCAGUCAGUUGAUAGGGAUCCUAGAUCCAUUUAUUUUGCGACAUUACAUAUAUUGUGAGGAGUUUCGCAU
Molecule: messenger RNA, 1218 nt
Organism: Aspergillus novofumigatus IBT 16806
Lineage: Eukaryota; Fungi; Ascomycota; Eurotiomycetes; Eurotiales; Aspergillaceae
Product: GPI anchored serine-threonine rich family protein
Exons: 1
Coding region: 125-859 (244 amino acids)
Source: RefSeq, a predicted model, not a curated record